GGGCCACAGAAACUUUACUUAGGGCCACAGAAUUUUUACUCAGGGACAGACAGAAUUGUUACUGAGUGCCAGAGAAUUGUUACUCAGGGACAGACAGAAUUGUUACUGAGUGCCAGAGAAUUGUUACUCAGGGCCACAGAAACUUUACUUAGGGCCACAGAAUUGUUACUCAGGGACAGACAGAAUUGUUACUGAGUGACAGAGAAUUGUUACUUAGGGCCACAGAAAACUUUAGUUAGGGCCACAGAAUUGUUACUCAGGGACAGACACAGAAUUGUUACUGAGGGCACAGAAC
Staurois parvus is the source of this 295-nucleotide messenger RNA. The record is from the annotation of a GenBank genome assembly. NCBI's taxonomy places the organism in Eukaryota, Metazoa, Chordata, Amphibia, Anura, Ranidae.